AUGGGAUCUCUCCCAUCUACUAAGCAUCUCCGUGUUGGCGUUGAUGUCGGCGGCACAAAUACCGACGGAGUUGUGAUCGACCCGUCAAGAGUAUCGGAACCUGAUAAAGGUAUUCUGGCAUGGCACAAAGCAGCAACAACAACAAACCCUAGCGAUGGCAUUAACGAUGCUAUUACCACAAUGUUUGCUGUGGCCAACAUCAGUCCAGGUGAUGUCGCCAGCGUGACAAUUGGAACAACACACUUUAUCAACGCUGUCAUAGAACGGGAUGCCAACCGGCUCUCGAAAGUAGCUAUCAUCCGUCUGUCAGGGCCAUUCGGGAAACAUGCGCCCCCGUGCGUGGACUGGCCGAAUGAUAUGCGUGAACUUAUUCUCGGCUAUUACGCUCUUGCUAAGGGUGGCCUAGAAGUUGAUGGGUCCUUGAUCAGCGACAUUGACGAGGCUGAGAUACGAUCCUGCUGUAAGGAGAUUAAGGGUCGCGGGAUUAAGAGCAUUGUUGUAAACGGUGUCUUUAGUCCUAUCGAUACAGUUGAGCGACAGGAAGAGCGUGCAGCCAAGAUCAUCAGAGAUGAGAUCCCUGGCUGCGACGUCCUGUGCUCUAAUGAAGUUGCUAACCUGGGUUUCCUGGAAAGAGAGAACGCGGCAGUGCUCAACGCUUCAAUUCUGAGCUUUGCAAGGAAGACAAUCCGAUCUUUUCGAGAGCCAGUAAAGAAACUCGGUCUCGAAUGCCCAGUCUUUAUUACACAGAAUGACGGGACGCUUCUCUCUGGAGAGAUGGCCGCCCGCCUUCCAAUCAGAACUUUCUCCAGCGGCCCGACAAAUAGUAUGAGAGGAGCGGCUUUUCUAGUCGGAGAGGAACUCAAUGAAGCUAUCAUGGUUGUUGACAUCGGUGGUACAACUUCAGAUGUUGGUCUACUUUUAGCAAACGGAUUUCCGAGACAACAAACGGCGUAUAGCGAGCUAGCGGGAGUUCGAAUGAACUUUUCGUGCCCCGACGUCAAGAGCAUCGCACUAGGUGGUGGUUCCAUCGUUCGCAAGGGCGAUUCCAUGACCAUUGGCCCCGAUAGUGUUGGCUACAAGUUAACCAAGGAAGCCGUUGUGUUCGGUGGUCGGGUUCUCACGACGACAGACUGCACAGUGUUGUCUGAUCUGACCAUGACCGUCGGCAAUCGAGACUUGAUCAACGGGGUUUUGACAGAUGAAGAGAUGGUAAGAUUUAAGUCCAUUGUCAAACAUAAGCUAGAGAAGGUCAUCGACAUGAUGAAGACCUCUCCUGGUGAUAUUCCUGUCCUCCUUGUAGGAGGCGGAGCGAUUAUUGCACCCGAUGUACUGGAGGGUGCAAGCAAGGUUAUCAAGCCCAAGUUUGCCGAGGUUGCCAAUGCCAUUGGGGCAGCAACUGCUCGUGUAAGCGCCGUUAUUGAUACGGUGAAAUCGACAGAGUCAAAGACUACGGCACAGUUAUUGGAGGAAAUAUCUGCUGAGGUGGUUGAUAAAGCCGUGGCCGCUGGUGCUUUGCCAAAUUCUGUUACGAUCGCUGAAAUUGAAACAAUUCCCCUGCAGUAUAUCGCCAACAGGUCAAGGUUCAUCGUUCGUGCCGCAGGCGAUUUUGACUACUCUAGGACAGACUUGGCCACUAUACCUGCUACAAGUAAGGGUGAUGAAGAGGUGGAGAUGAGUGUAUACGAGCAAACAGCCAAGGCAAAGGUCGAAAAAGUAACGUCUGGUUUUCAGAGUGAAGCCGACUUACUUGCCUAUCGGCCUGAUGUUCGAGAGCGAGUCUGGUUCAUCAAUGAGACAGAUUUGGGCUGGAUCUCUACUGGCUGCUAUAUUCUCGGCACUGGAGGUGGAGGAUCUCCAUAUCCCGACAUGAUUCGCCUUCGUGAGUUGCUUCGGGCUGGCGCCGUAGUUCGGGUCGUCAAUCCCUACGAUCUUGCAGAUGAUACUUCGGUGGGCUGUGGUGGUGGAAUGGGCAGUCCAACCGUUGGUAUUGAGAAGCUACCAGGCGAUGAGAUGAUGGAGGCUCAGACUGAGCUCUACAAGAUCUGUGAGAAGGGCCCGACUCAUAUCAUCGCCCUGGAGAUUGGCGGAGGAAACGGCUUACAGGGAAUGAUUCUCGGAGCAAGCCUUAAUAUGGACAUUCCUUGUAUCGACGGCGAUUGGAUGGGCAGAGCCUACCCCGAAAAGAACCAGACAACACCCGUCGUGUUUAACGAGAGAUGUCCAAUUUGGUCUCCCAUAGCCAUGUCGGACGGAAAUGGAAACGUGGUGCUUAUUCCGAAAGCGACGUCGGACCUGCAAGUAGAGCGCGUACUACGUGCUGGCUUGAGCCAGAUGGGCUCUCAGACUGGCUGUGCAGACUCUCCCGUAACAGGCGCCGAGACAAAAAGGUGGGUUGUCCAGCAUACCAUAUCCCUCGCUUGGAGGAUUGGAAGAGCCGUGAGCAGAGCUCGAUUGACCAACCGUGUCGACAAUGUUGCGGAGACGAUUAUUCAUGAGUGUGGAGGGCCUCAAGCAGCCAAGGUCAUUUGGAAGGGCAAGAUAAUUGGCGUUGAACGAACACUCCGAAUGGGGCACGUUUAUGGAGAGUGCAUCAUCGAAGGAGCCGAUAUCGGUUAUAUCAAGAUCCCCUUUAAGAAUGAAAACAUCGCAGCGGUUAAAAUGGCAUCGAUAAAGGAUGUAUUACGAACGGAGAAGCAAGAAGAUGUUCUGGCGAUUGUUCCAGAUUUAAUAUCUGUGAUUGAUGCUCAGAGUGGCGAGGCUAUCGGAACACCGGAAUAUAAAUACGGCUUGCUUGUUAUUGUUCUUGGAAUAGCAGCCAGCGACAAAUGGACCGGCACCCAGAGAGGUAUUGAUAUCGGUGGACCGAAGGGCCUGGGCAUGCCACAUCUAGAGUAUGAACCCCUUGGAAGGUUUGUUGCGCCGUCACGAGGUUAUGAAGAUUAUGGCACAGCCCAACAUGAGCACGGCCCAGAAUGUCCACUCUAUGAGUCAAUGGUCCCUCUUCUCAAGCACGAAGUCUCGCUGGUCUACAUCUUCUUGGCAGAGCACGUCAUAGCUAACGUGAGCAGCUUUUAUUGUGAAAGCGACUUGGCCGGUGGCAAAGCUGUCGUCGUUCUGCUGUUGUUUGCACCCUCCCGAUUAACUCUCUUGGCGGCCACAUCCAAUUCCCGUGUGUCAUUUGAUCAACCUCUUAUGAAUACCUUGGGCACCUUAGUUCCCUCGUUUAUUCUUCCGCUGGCUUCAGCUUUGAACUGGACAUAUUUUUUACCUCUGGUUACUCGAACGAUGCAGAUUCCCACGCUUCCGCUUAAAGAUGGCCAUGCUAUCCCCAAGCUUGGAUUCGGCACUGGGACCGCUUGGUACAAGGACAGCCCAGAAGAUCCUCUGAGCCCUCAGCUCGUUGAACUGCUGGAAGCUGCCCUUCUACAAGGCUAUGUACAUAUCGACACUGCAGACUCAUACGGAACUGAGCGAGAAGUUGGCCUAGCAAUACAGAAAAGCGGCAUUUCACGAGAGAAGCUCUUCAUCACUACCAAGGUUCAAGAUGGAUGGGAAAAUGUUCCGGCAGCUUUGGACGCCAGCCUUGAGAAACUUGGGUUGGAAUACGUGGAUUUGUACCUUUUGCACAACCCGUACAUAAUCGGCUCUAACGAAGGUAUACAAGCAGCAUGGAAGGGACUCGAGAUCGUCAAGGCGCAAGGAAAAGCCAAUCUAUUGGCAUUUCCAACUUCCAAAGGCAUCAUAUCGAAGCCCUUCUCGAGACAUGCACUGUCAAACCGGCCAUUAAUCAGUUAG
This is a messenger RNA of Trichoderma breve, 3795 nucleotides long. Its product is annotated as hydantoinase/oxoprolinase domain-containing protein. Gene Ontology annotation, cellular component: cytosol. The coding region runs from base 1 to 3795 and encodes 1264 amino acids. The record is from RefSeq and is a predicted model, not a curated record. NCBI's taxonomy places the organism in Eukaryota, Fungi, Ascomycota, Sordariomycetes, Hypocreales, Hypocreaceae. Gene Ontology annotation, molecular function: 5-oxoprolinase (ATP-hydrolyzing) activity; oxidoreductase activity. Gene Ontology annotation, biological process: glutathione metabolic process. The transcript is spliced from 7 exons.